AGUCCGGAGUUCAGAGAUACUUUCAGAGAUUCCUCCCUAUAAGCGUCGCACAAUCCGAAACGUCAUACCCAUGCGACCAAUAUAACUUGGCUAUGUAGUUAGAUAAGAUAAAGCAUCUAAUGGACACUCUACAAUAAAUUACGAAAGUAAUGGCGGACUACUGGAAAUCCCAGCCCAAAAAAUUCUGUCAAUAUUGCAAGUGCUGGAUUGCAGACAACAAGCCUAGCAUAGAAUUUCACGAGAGAGGAAAAAACCACAAACAAAAUGUUGCCGCCAAAAUCGAAGAGAUUAAAAAGAACAGCACGGAAAAAGCCAAGAAAGUGCAAAAAAUGUCCAAGGAAUUUGCAGCAAUGGAAGAGGCUGCUAUGAAAGCAUAUGAAGAAGACAUGAAAAGACUAAAAGCUGAAGCAGAAACUCCUGUUCAGGCUCAAGCUAAAGCUCAGAUAUCUGAGGUUGGAGAUACUGCAGAACCUGACAGCAAAAGUGAAUCUAAUGACUGGGUACAAGGAACAACUGACAAUGGACAAAUCUACUACUACAACACAACAACUGGAGAGUCUCAGUGGGAGAUACCAGAAGGAUUUCAAGGUCAAAGUGUGUCAUCAGCUACAGACCAGUCUAAGAGUGUAUGGAUGGAAGCUACAAGCCCAGAGGGAUAUAUGUACUACUAUAACACAAAGACUGGAGAGUCUACAUGGGAAAAGCCAUCUGUGUUUUCCCCUAAAGGGGGAAGCCCAGCUGAAACAAAUGAGGAACUUAUGUCUCAGCCAGAAUCCCACUCUGGCAAAGAGGCUCCAAAUACCAAACAGUUCCAUGCAUCCAAAAUUAGCUUCAGGAAAAGAAAGGAAGAAAUAACAGAUCCACCAGCGUAUGAUGGAAAAGAAACUAAAGUUAAAGAAUUGCAAGAAGAGGAAAAAGAUGGAGGGACUGUAGAAUCAUCUGUGCAUACAGAAAAGAAUGAACCCCCUGCUAAAAAAAACAAAAAGGCAAACCCAUAUGGAGACUGGGAACAGAUUCAGGAGGAUGAGGAUCCAUUUGAAAAUUUGGAUUUGCAGCUGCCACAGAAAGAAAGUGGAGGUUCUACGUCCACAUCCUCAGAUGUUCCCCCAGAGCCCAAAACUAAGUUUAAGGAACGCACCAUCACCUCUUUGGGAGAAGAAAGUAGCUUUGGAGCCAUAUUCAAAAAGAAGAAGACAGAUAAUGGAAAACCCAGGAGCCUGCGGCAGAGAGGGAAGGAAGAUUGAAGAUUGAAGAUUUGAUGCCAGUGCAUCAGAUUCCACAAAUAUUUGAAUGGACUACUAUAAGAGCAUAUUUUAUACAUCUUGACUGUUCUCAUCAUUUUUGGAAACUUUUUAAAAUUUGUAUUGUUCCCUGUUUGUGGUCUGCACUGUGGAUUUUUUUUUCAUAAUGAGAAAGCAGUUUGAGAAACUUCUAUAGAAAUAUUUGUAUAUCCUUUCAUAAUUCUUUUAGCAAAUUUCUUAUUCCACUUCAUGACCCCAUAGUUAACUAGUUACACACUGAAACUACAAACAGUCAUUAACUCCUUUCACAAUAUCUGGUGUUUGUGUGUGCUUAUUAAUAAAGAUGUUAGCCACUA
This is a messenger RNA of Hemibagrus wyckioides, 1597 nucleotides long. It is a transcript of the gene wbp4, whose product is annotated as WW domain binding protein 4. Gene Ontology annotation, cellular component: precatalytic spliceosome; nucleus. The transcript has 10 exons. Gene Ontology annotation, biological process: mRNA splicing, via spliceosome. NCBI's taxonomy places the organism in Eukaryota, Metazoa, Chordata, Actinopteri, Siluriformes, Bagridae. Gene Ontology annotation, molecular function: protein binding; RNA binding; zinc ion binding. The coding region runs from base 150 to 1244 and encodes 364 amino acids. The record is from RefSeq and is a predicted model, not a curated record.